Molecule: messenger RNA, 1767 nt
Organism: Aegilops tauschii subsp. strangulata
Lineage: Eukaryota; Viridiplantae; Streptophyta; Magnoliopsida; Poales; Poaceae
Source: RefSeq, a predicted model, not a curated record
AUGAUAAAGUUUAGGGACUCGGAAGAAUUUGGACCUCGCGGGAAAGUCAACGCGGGCGGUGGAUCUCGCCGGAACUUCGCCGGAGAAGGACGGGGACGACUGGCGGGGCUCGGGGACGGCGGGGCCGGAUCGGUCCCGACCGGAUCCGGGCGGUCGCCGGCCGACGACGAGGCGACGAGCGGCGGCGGGGCCGCGGGGACGUGGUGGCGCCGGGCGACGAGGCGCGGCCGGCGUCGAGCGCGGCGGGCGCCGCGGUGGUCCGGCGAGGCAGGGCUGCGGAGCCGGGCGGGGAGGCGCAAGGCGGCGAGGUGCACCGGCGACCGGGGCGAUGCGGCGGCGGGAUGUGCGGGCAGCGCGGCAGGCGCUGGCAGCGGGAUGCGUGGACAGCUCGAGGCCCGAUCGCGGCGCGGGCGGGCCGGCGGCGCGGAGAGAGAGAGGAGGGCGACGUGGCGGCUCGGGAUUGGGCACGGAGGCGGCGGUGCUGAGGUGGCGGCACGGGAUUGGCAGGGCGACGUGGCCGGUGGACAUGUUCUGAAAGAAAAGAACACCAUGCUAGCACAUGAGCUAAACACAAACCAGAUGCAGCUGAAUGCGGUCAUCGCCGAACUAGCGGAAUUGAAGGUGACCGCGACGGGCGCAUCUAAGGAGAAAAAACUAGAGGAGGAAAAGGACAAACAGUCCGAAGAGAAAGAGAGCUUGAAGGCUCAGCUAUCGGCUGUUCAGAAUGAAAAUGAAAAGUUGAAGGGCGGCAUGUUCGCGGGCGGCCCCGGCCUCCUCCUAAGCCGCACGAGCACCAGCGUCGGGCCACGCCCGAGCUCCUCCGCCUGCGCGUGCCCCCAUGGCCUCGACCGCCGGCUGCCGCCCGGCCCAUCCGCCUCCUGCCCCGCGCCCGGCUUCCGCAGCCUCCGCGUGGCCAACCCCGAGCUCUGCCCCUCUGCAUCGGCCCGCACCUCCACAAACAUGUGCCCCGGCCACCGCCACCCCAACCGGCUCCGGGUACCCGCUCCGAGUCGCCUCCGCCUGCGGCCGGGCGCCCCGCUUCGGCCGUCUCUGGGUCUCACGCCGGCCUCUCCACCUCCUGCGCCGGCUCCGGUGGCCGCCCCGUCCCUCAACCCGACCGCCGGCUCCCCAGGCCGGCCCGACGAACCGCCGGCUCCCCUCUCGACCCGGCCCGCCGGCUCUGCCUGCGCUGGCUUCUGUCGCGUCCGCACCCAGGCCGACUCCGCGCGCGCCGGCCGCCUGCCGGCUCCUGCCACCCAGCCGACUCCACCGCCUGCCGGCCACCGCCACGCCGGCCGACUGCGGCCCCGCUCCCGCGCCGGCUGCGCCGGGCCCGGCCGGCUCCGGCCUCCCCCUCCGCCUGGUCGCGCUCGCGUCCGCCUACCACGCCUGCAGGCCCCGUUCAGCUCCGCCCGCACGACCGCCCACGACAGUGGCCGGCUGCUCUGCUCCGCCUGCCGGGCCCGGCUCGCAACUCCCGCGCCAGCCGCCGGGUCGCCUCCGCCCCCGCCGAGUCGCCACGGUUCGGCCUCGUCCGCCUGCCUGCUCCGGCCUCCCCAGCACCGGCUCCGCGCUGGCCGGCUCCGCCAGCUCGCCGCCUUGUCGACCCGCCCGCCUGCCAGCUCCGGCCUCCCCCGGUCGUGCUCGCGUCCCCCUGUGCGCCUACAGGCCCUGGCUGGCCCCUACCCCGCGCGCUCGCCGGCUCCCGUGGCGGCUGCAUCCCGCCAUCGUUCCCCGCAGCCGGCUGUACAAGUAGUUGGGAUGUAA